Molecule: messenger RNA, 2032 nt
Organism: Lytechinus pictus (painted urchin)
Lineage: Eukaryota; Metazoa; Echinodermata; Echinoidea; Temnopleuroida; Toxopneustidae
Product: pleckstrin homology domain-containing family F member 2-like
Exons: 9
Coding region: 222-1022 (266 amino acids)
Biological process (GO): endosome to lysosome transport; endosome organization
Cellular component (GO): early endosome
Molecular function (GO): phosphatidylinositol binding; metal ion binding
Source: RefSeq, a predicted model, not a curated record
GGACAAUUUCCUAAUUAUUUCUAUUAAAAAUACUCAUGUGAGCUGUAAUCACAAAAGUAUGCAACGUUUCUCGUUUUUCUAAGAUUAUUUUUGAUUUAUGAAUCACUAUAUACAAGUUUAAAUGAUUAUAUUCGGGAUUGAGUUCAGAUAAAUGCUUUACAAAAAUUGAGUCAUGUGACUGGAUCAAAGGUUAUUUCAACUUUUUCUUGCACAUUAUAAACAUGGUAGAUCGGUUGGUAAACAGUGAAGCCAAUCGUAAACGGAUUGAGCAAGUGGAAUUAUGCUUCGGAGGCUCGGGCCAGCCCCUAGCUGUUCCAGGGCGAGUGUUGGUCGGCGAGGGCGUCCUCACAAAGAACUGCCGGAAACGAUGCAAGCCUCGUCAAUUCUUCCUCUUCAACGAUGCCUUGGUUUACGGCAAUAUUGUACUCAGUAAAAAGAAGUACAACAAACAACAUUUAUUGCCCUUGGAGGAUGUAAGGUUAAAAUCAGUUGAGGAUGAAGGCAAUUUAAAAAAUGGUUGGCAGAUUAUCAGUGCAACCAAAUCAUUCACAGUGUAUGCUGCCACGGCAACAGAGAAAUCAGAAUGGAUGGCACACAUCAACAAAUGCAUCUCAGAUCUGCUAGCAAAAAGUGGGAAGAAGCCUGCCACGGAGCUAAGCCCAGUCUGGGUUCCUGAUCAUGAUGCCCCCCAUUGUAUGCUGUGUAAUAAGAGGUUUACCACCCUGUUCAGACGGCACCAUUGUCGGAAGUGUGGUAAAGUGGUUUGCCAAUCUUGCUCUUCUAAGAAGUUUCUUCUACCCCUUCAGUCCGAAGCCCCCGUCAGGGUUUGUGAUUACUGCUACCAACAACUGUCAUUGGAGAAGAACGGGACGAGAGAAAGGCUGGGACAGACACGGAAUGCUGCCCCUCUCGAUCAAGACUCUGAUGACGAUGACGAUGAUGAUGAAGACAAUGAUGGAUUCAAUAGGAAUACACAAGCAGAAGAUGUGCAUCCAACAUUCUACGAAGAAAACUAUCGAUGAGGUGACCCAGUGGCUACUCCAUUCCUCUAGUGCCAAUUUCAAUAACAUGGAAACCUUAACCCUUUAAUUCCUGGAACCGGAUGACCCCUGUACAGAGCCUCUGCAAAUUAUAGAACUCGGUAGUCAAUAUGUUAUUGCCGAACGGAAACAGGUGAUCCCUGUAAAAAGCCUAUGGGAAUCACAGACUCGGUAGUCAACAUGUUAACCCAUUGCCUACUAGAACCGGGUGAUCUCUGUACAAAGCCUAUAGGAAUCACAGAACUUGUUAGUCAACAUGUUAACCCAUUGCCUACUAGAACCAGGUGAUCUCUGUACAAAGCCUAUAGGAAUCACAGAACUUGUUAGUCAACAUGUUAACCCAUUGCUUACUGGAACCAGGUGAUCCCUGUACAAAGCCUAUAUGAAUCACAGCACUCAGUAGUCAACAGGUUAACCCAUUGCCUACUGGAACCAGGUGAUCCCUGUACAAAACCUAUAUGAAUCACAGAACUUGUUAGUCAACAGGUUAACCCAUUGCCUACUGGAACCAGGUGAUCCCUGUACAAAACCUAUAUGAAUCACAGAACUUGUUAGUCAACAAGUUAACCCAUUGCCUACUAGAACCGGGUGAUCCCUGUACAAAGCCUAUGGGAAUUACAGAACUCUGUCAACAUUUACCUUUUGCCAUUUGGUACUGGGUUAUCCCUUUGCUGGGUCUAUAGGAAUCACAUAACUCAGUAGUCAACAGGUUAAACCAUUGCCAACUGGAACAGGGCGGUCCCUGUUUAAACCCUAUAGGAAUUAAAGAAUUCAGUUGCCAACUCAGAUGUCCAUAGAUUCAAAUGGGAAGCAUGUCCACUGACUAGUAUAGGCUCGUUCACAUAAGUUUUCUCCUCUUCUUAACAAGCCUUUACAAUCCAUUGAUGUGUUCACACGUAGUACCUUGUAGCGAUUAUCACCGUGUUCGUAUGCCUGUAUGAAUAGGACCAUGCAAGUACAUGCAUUAAAUCAUAUAAAACAUUUGACCUGUU